Messenger RNA from Tarenaya hassleriana, 1350 nucleotides. Its product is annotated as 2-dehydro-3-deoxyphosphooctonate aldolase 1. Gene Ontology annotation, molecular function: 3-deoxy-8-phosphooctulonate synthase activity. The transcript has 15 exons. Lineage: Eukaryota; Viridiplantae; Streptophyta; Magnoliopsida; Brassicales; Cleomaceae. The record is from RefSeq and is a predicted model, not a curated record. Gene Ontology annotation, cellular component: cytosol; cytoplasm. Gene Ontology annotation, biological process: monosaccharide biosynthetic process. The coding region runs from base 100 to 960 and encodes 286 amino acids.
GCCAUUGGCCAGGCCACCCACAACUGUCAGUGUCACGCCGAGAAGUGGGAGAUCUUACUUCCGUUCUUUCACUCUGCGACUUCGAGCUUGACGAUAAAAAUGGCGGAUUCAUCAUCUUUACUGUACAAUGAGCUUAAGGCUGCUGAACCUGGUCCGAAUGUCAUCGAAUCCGAAGAACAUAUUCUUCGCAUGGCUAAGAACAUAAAAGGCAUUGCGACAAAACUUGGGUUGCCUCUGGUUUUCAAGUCAAGUUUUGAUAAAGCUAACAGAACGUCAUCAAAGUCAUUCCGAGGGCCUGGCAUGGUUGAGGGCUUGAAGAUUCUCGAGAAGGUGAAAAUAGCAUAUGAUCUACCCAUAGUAACUGAUGUGCAUGAAACGGUCCAGUGUGAAGCGGUUGGCAAGGUUGCGGACAUAAUUCAGAUACCAGCUUUCCUGUGUCGUCAGACAGAUCUUCUGGUGGCGGCAGCCAAAACUGGCAAAAUUAUCAAUAUUAAGAAAGGACAGUUUUGUGCUCCUUCUGUCAUGACUAAUUCGGCCGAGAAGAUUAGACUGGCUGGGAAUCCAAAUGUGAUGGUUUGUGAACGAGGAACUAUGUUUGGAUACAAUGAUCUGAUCGUUGAUCCACGGAAUUUUGAAUGGUUGAGGGAAGCUAAUUGUCCUGUUGUUGCUGACAUAACUCAUUCGUUACAACAACCCGCUGGAAAGAAGUUGGACGGAGGGGGUGUUGCUAGUGGAGGCCUUCGCGAGUUAAUACCAUGCAUCGCAAGAACAGCCGUAGCUGUUGGCAUCGAUGGGAUUUUCAUGGAGGUGCAUGAUGAUCCUCUAAAUGCCCCGGUAGAUGGUCCGACACAAUGGCCAUUGCGUCACUUGGAAGAACUGCUGGAAGAGCUCAUGGCCGUUGCUAGGGUCACCAAAGGGAAGCAGCGGUUCCAAAUCGAUCUCACGCCAUACAGUGUUUAGAAACUAAGGCGUAUACUCAGGUCUCCAUCCAUGCGAUUGUUGAGAUGGUUUGGUUGGAUCCGUUGUGGUUGCAAACUUCAUCAAGAAAGUACUCUAAUCUUGAUGAUGAGCGUUUCAUACAAAUCCUGGCAUGUCAUCCAAAAUUGUCCCCCUCCCCAGCUUGUUCAAUCCAUCAUGCUUCAUUUAUUUUGGAUAUUUCAUAUCUACGGUUUUAUUAAUUUGAUUUAGGGAACUGUUACAUUGCAAAAGUUUAUCAGUGGACAUAUAGCGGGUUCUGAAGAACAAGGAGAGAAACCAGAUAUGCCUUAUAUGCUCUCACAUGAUCGUAAGGACGCAACUUCUAUGUACCAAAACAACUGUAAAAGAUCCUGUAUACAUAUGAUUCAUAUA